Molecule: messenger RNA, 1750 nt
Organism: Phragmites australis (common reed)
Lineage: Eukaryota; Viridiplantae; Streptophyta; Magnoliopsida; Poales; Poaceae
Cellular component (GO): cytoplasm
Molecular function (GO): oxidoreductase activity, acting on the CH-OH group of donors, NAD or NADP as acceptor
Source: RefSeq, a predicted model, not a curated record
GUAAAUGAAACCUUGCGGCAGCUCCGCGUGCCGGCCGUGGCCCUACGCCCCCCAGCGCCGGCGAGAUGGAGCUCAAGCCCGGCAUGUCGGCGCUCGACGGCGCCGCCUCCGGCAUAGGGAAAGCACUUUGCAUUGCUUUUGCACAGAAGGGUUUAUUUGUGACUGUUGUCGAUUUCUCUGAAGAAAAUGGAAGAGAAGUUUCUUCAUUAGUUCAAAAGGAAAAUAACAAGUUUCAUGGAGAUCUUAGAGUUCCAUCUGCUAUAUUUGUUAAGUGUGAUGUUAGUAAUGCAGAUGAUCUCGCUGCUUCUUUUGAGAAACAUGUACGCACAUAUGGUGGACUAGAUAUCUGCAUCAAUUGUGCUGGAAUUGCCAACCAAACACUAGUUUAUGAUGAUACAUCUGAUGGAACUAGAACAUGGAGGCAUGCUGUAAAUGUGAACCUUGUUACUGUUAUUGAUGGUACUCGCAUUGCAAGUCAAAUAAUGCGAUCUCAAAAGAAGCCUGGUGUCAUAAUAAAUAUUGGUUCAGCUGCAGGCCUUUAUCCUAUGUUCUUUGAUCCCAUAUAUAGUGCAACAAAAGGGGGUGUGAUUAUGUUUACAAGAUCACUUGCUCCAUUGAAAUGCCAAGGUGUUCGUGUCAAUGUGCUCUGCCCUGAGUUUGUUCAAACAAAUCUGGUGGAACAAAUAAAUCGCAGAAUUGUUGAUGCAACUGGUGGAUAUUUGAAAAUGGCGGAUGUUGUUAAUGGCACAUUUGAGCUUAUAAAAGAUGAGAGCAAGGCUGGUGCUUGCCUUUGGAUAACGAAACGAAGAGGGAUGGAAUACCAGCCAACGCCAGAAGAACAAAGAAAGUAUAUGCUGAAUCCCAGCAAGUCAAAAAGGACGCUGACAAACAACAUAUAUUCCAGCAUCCGAACACCUGAAUUUUUUGAGAAGAUAGUUGUUCACACACUCAGCCAGAAUUUCCGCAAUGCUACAAGAUUGAGUGUGCGAUUGAGACUGCCUAUUGAACCACACAGUGCUCUGGUUAAACUAAUAUAUGCUGGUGUAAAUGCUAGUGAUGUAAACUUCAGCUCUGGACGUUAUUUCAGUGGUAAUGCUAAAGAAGUUGCUACACGCCUUCCAUUUGAUGCUGGUUUUGAGCUGGAUUUUUCCUGAUCCAAUAUGCUCACCUGUGGCAAGAUCAUCUUGAAAAACUUUUUGACCUGUAUGCCUCUGGAAAGCUAAAGGUUUCCCUUGACCCCAAGAAAUUCAUGGGUGUAGCUUCCGUGGCGGAUGCAGUAGAGUAUCUUCAUCUGGCAGGAGUGUUGGCAAGGUCGUUGUUUGCAUCGAUCCAUCAUACAGUGAGACCCUUGCUAAGCUUUAGGGCGUGCUCUGUAAACAUAUGAGCUACACCCAUCACUGCAAGAUGGUCCGUGAUAAAUUCGAAGGUUAUAGGUACAAACACGGAGUUGAUAUUCUUUAUCAGAUUUAUUAUCUGCCUGGAUGAUUCAUAAAAAUGGCUACCAUAUUUCCUCAGCACUGAUGCUAUGAUGCACAUAGCUAUGGCAUAUGCACGUAGUGGUGCACAGUAAAUGGAGGAGCGAAAAUUGACCAGGAAAUGGAUUAAGCUUGUAGACAGAGUAUUUAAAUGAAGUGCUCUGUUCAGUGUUGUAAUACUGUUCCGGCUUAGCAUCCUUCUGAGUACAAUGUUUCCUCAGCACCGAUGCACAUAGUGAUGCACAAUAUAUAGAGAGGCGAAAAUUGGCCAUGAA